AUGUCGGAUCCGGUAAAGAGUGAUACAAAAACAAACGGUUUCCAUAAACCAACCAAUGGCCAUCAUACGGAGGAGCUGAAAAUUGCCAUCAUCGGGCAGAGUAACUUCGCGGCGGAGGUGCUCGAGGUGCUGCUCGAGCGAGACCACCUGGUGGUCGGUGUGUUUACCAUCGCCGACAAAGGCAAUCGCGAAGACACACUGGCAACGACCGCCCGCCACCAUCGCAUACCGGUGUUCAAAUUUGCUGCCUGGCGUCGCAAAGGUACUCCCCUACCGGAGGUGCUCGAGCAAUACCGCUCGGUCGGGGCAAACCUCAAUGUGCUGCCGUUCUGCAGCCAGUUCAUCCCGAUGGAGGUGAUCGAUGGGGCCGCAUUCGGUAGCAUCUGUUACCAUCCUUCGAUUUUACCCCUGCACCGGGGCGCCAGUGCCAUCUCCUGGACACUGAUCGAGGGUGACGAGCGGGCCGGGUUUUCCAUCUUCUGGGCGGACGAUGGACUGGACACGGGGCCCAUUCUGCUGCAGAAGCAGUGUCCCGUCCUUGGGGACGACACACUCGACACGCUGUACAAACGGUUCCUCUACCCGGCAGGUGUUACGGCAAUGGCGGAAGCGGUGGACAUGAUCGCUGCCGGCACUGCACCCAAGAUACCGCAGACGGAGAUCGGGGCCAGCUACGAUCCGGCCCUGUUCCGCGAGGAGAACCAGCACAUCAAUCUCCACCAGCCGGCCGCGCGGAUAUUCAACUUCAUCCGCGGAUUGGACUCCGUUCCGGGUGCGUUAGCAACGGUGGUGAUGGACCAUGGUGUGUACGUACCGGUUCGGCUGUACGGCGCGUCACUCAGUGCGAGAAAAAGCAUGACCAAUGCUAAGUUGAUUCGAUUCAAAGGGGCCGCUGGACCGGCGUUUGUAACGCGGGAAGGCAUUUUCAUCACCGGAACGGAUGGCGCAUUGGUGCGAGUGAAGCGUCUCAAGCGCGGCAAUCGUGUUAUUCCCGCUGGGCAAUGGUUUGAGCAGUCGGCCAAAGUGAUACCGCUGGAGCUGAACGAGAAGGAGCGGAAACAGGACACGCUGCUCCGCAACAUUUGGAAAUCGAUCCUGCAGGUGGAGAUAGAGACGGAAACGGACUUUUUCGCCUGCGGUGCCGGUUCGAUGGACGUUGUGCGUCUGGUGGAGGAGGUGAAGGACACCCUGGAGGUACCGAUCAGCAAUGAAACACUCUUUAUGGCUCCGAUGUACGGGGAGUUUCUACAGGAGGUCGUUCGUCGGUUGCGCACCGGUGGUAGUGAUCGUGGCGCAAAUAUCGGAUGCGAUUACAAGCACGUGGUGUUCAAAGCGAACCGCCGUCAAAUCUCCGUUCCGACGCAAAUGUUCAUCAAUGGACGGUUCGUCGAUGCGGAAGAUGGCAAAACGAUAGCGAUCGUGAAUCCCACCAACGAGCAGGUGAUCUGCGAGGUGGCCAGCGCUUCGAAAUCGGAUGUUAAUGAGGCAGUACUCGCAGCCGACGAAGCGUUCCGGGGCGUGUGGACAUCUGUAUCGGCACGCGAGCGAGGUCAGCUAAUGUACAAGCUGGCGGACCUGAUGGAACAGCACAAAGAGGAGCUUGCGACAAUUGAAGCUAUCGAUUCGGGUGCAGUUUACACGCUGGCGCUCAAAACCCACGUUGGUAUGUCGAUCGAUGCGUGGCGCUACUACGCCGGCUGGGCGGAUAAGAUCGAGGGCACCACCAUUCCGGUGAAUCCCGCCCGUCCCAAUUAUGUGCUGACGUUCACGAAAAAGGAACCGAUCGGUGUGUGCGCUUUGGUUACGCCCUGGAACUAUCCCUUGAUGAUGCUGUCGUGGAAGAUGGCCGCGUGUAUAGCAGCCGGCAACACGGUCAUUAUAAAACCCGCCCAAGUUUGCCCCCUGACAGCGCUCAAGUUCGCAGAGCUGGCGGUGCGCGCUGGCUUCCCACCCGGUGUGAUCAAUGUCGUCACCGGUACGGGAUCACUCGCCGGCCAAGCACUCGCCGACCAUCCACUGGUGCGCAAGCUGGGCUUCACUGGGUCCACUCCGAUCGGUAAGCGCAUCAUGGCAUCCUGUGCCGAAUCGAACAUCAAGAAAUGCUCGAUGGAGCUGGGCGGCAAGUCUCCGCUGGUCAUCUUCGCGGACUGUGACCUCGAGAAGGCGGUAAGGCUCGGCAUGUCGGCCGUGUUUUUCAACAAGGGUGAAAACUGUAUCGCCGCUGGUCGGCUGUUUGUUGAGGACCGCAUCCACGACGAGUUUGUGCGCAAGGUGAUCAAAGGCAUAAGGACGAUGAAGGUGGGCGAUCCACUCGAUCGAGCGACUGCCCACGGACCGCAAAACCAUCGGGCGCACUUUGAGAAGCUGCAGGAGUACUGUACUAUCGGUGUGAAAGAGGGUGCCACCUUGGUGUACGGUGGGAAGCGUGUGCCCAACAUGGACGGAUUCUUCUUCGAACCGACCGUCUUUACGAACGUCGAGGAUCACAUGUACAUAGCGCGGGAAGAAUCGUUUGGCCCGAUCAUGAUCAUUUCCCCGUUCCAUGCGAGUGAUUUUGAAGCGCUGGUCGCGCGUGCCAACAAUACCGAGUACGGGCUGGCCAGUGGCGUUUUUACCAAGGAUAUCCAGAAGGCACUGCUGUUUGCGGAAAAGGUCGACGCCGGUACGGUGUUUGUGAACACUUACAAUAAAACGGACGUGGCGGCUCCGUUCGGUGGCUUCAAGCAGAGUGGAUUUGGAAAGGAUUUGGGUAAGGAAGCUUUAAACGAAUACCUCAAAACUAAGUGUGUGACUGUAGAGUACUAA
Messenger RNA from Anopheles marshallii, 2805 nucleotides. Its product is annotated as cytosolic 10-formyltetrahydrofolate dehydrogenase. Gene Ontology annotation, cellular component: cytoplasm. NCBI's taxonomy places the organism in Eukaryota, Metazoa, Arthropoda, Insecta, Diptera, Culicidae. Bases 1 to 2805 code for a protein of 934 amino acids. The record is from RefSeq and is a predicted model, not a curated record. Gene Ontology annotation, molecular function: formyltetrahydrofolate dehydrogenase activity; aldehyde dehydrogenase (NAD+) activity. The transcript has 3 exons. Gene Ontology annotation, biological process: biosynthetic process; one-carbon metabolic process; 10-formyltetrahydrofolate catabolic process.